Talaromyces atroroseus is the source of this 657-nucleotide messenger RNA. RefSeq lists its product as hypothetical. Bases 1 to 657 code for a protein of 218 amino acids. The transcript has a single exon. Lineage: Eukaryota; Fungi; Ascomycota; Eurotiomycetes; Eurotiales; Trichocomaceae. The record is from RefSeq and is a predicted model, not a curated record.
AUGGCUCGUGCUUCCAGCUUCAAUGAACAUUUCACACUCUCCUUUUCUUCUGCCGCUCCAGCCUUCAACAACACACGCCGGGCCGGAGACGAAACAGUCACCGAAUCCAAGCCAGAGACCAAAACGGACUCCCCCCGAUGCAUACAAAGGCUUGCAGAGAAAACCAAAAAGGCCAUUGAGGCUGUACGUCGCCUCGGCCUCUAUUACAAGAACCACCUCAACCAGCUCGUGGCCAGCAAUAUCCCGUCAGACCAUCACCACCACGACGCUAUCGAUGCCGGCUCGACUUCUUCAUACGGCGAUGAAAUGGCCUCCGAAGAGGAACUCAUGCAACAAGUCAAACGCCAUCAUCUCGACUACGUGUUCUACAUUGGUCCCAACAAUUCGCCCGUCACCACCAGCAGCGGCAUCACUCCCAUUCACGAGGAGGAGGAGCAAGACAACGAAUUGCGCUGCCCCGACAUAUCCACAGUAUGGGCUGAGGCUUAUGCUGUGAGCGAAAGCGACUCAUACAUUGAACGAAUCGAGCAAAAUACCUCGGAUCAGCUUUACUCUCUAGGCGCGGAUUACGAGCCGGAGAAAGAACUGCUUGAGAAUCACAUCGUUGACGGUACAUUUGUGCAGGGCUUAAGAUAUGCUCGCAAGUAUCACCAAUAA